AUGUGCACAAAGCAAAAUUCCAUUUUAUUACACAAAACAAACAAGUCUACUUAGUUACUUCCUUCUUUCUCUCUCUCACACAAAUUCGUGUUAAAAAUAAAAAUGGCAACUUUUCCGGUGAUCAACAUGGAGAAACUCAACGGCGAAGAAAGGCCCGCAACAAUGGCGAAAAUCGAAGAUGCCUGUCAAAACUGGGGUUUCUUUGAGGUGGUUAGUCAUGGGAUUUCUCCAGAGUUUAUGGACAGAGUUGAGAGGCUAACAAAAGAGCACUACACAAAAUGUAUGGAGCAGAGGUUUAAGGAAAUGGUGGCCGCUAAAGGACUUGAGGCCGUACAGUCCGAAAUCAAUGAUUUGGAUUGGGAAAGCACUUUCUUCCUUCGCCAUCUCCCUUUUUCUAACAUCUCUGAAAUCCCUGAUCUUCACCCUGAAUACAGGGAGGUAAUGAAGGAAUUUGCGGCCCAACUCGAGAAACUCGCGGAGCAUCUUCUGGAUCUGCUCUGCGAGAAUCUCGGGCUUGAGAUGGGCUACUUGAAGAAGGUAUUUUAUGGGUCGAAAGGCCCGACUUUCGGCACCAAGGUAAGCAACUACCCGCCGUGCCCGAAGCCCGAUCUCAUCAAGGGCCUUCGGGCCCACACGGAUGCCGGUGGAAUAAUUCUUCUCUUUCAAGACGAUAAGGUGAUAACAAAUGGAAAGUACAAGAGCGUAAUGCACAGGGUGAUUGCUCAGACAGAUGGUACCGGGAGGAUGUCGCUAGCCUCGUUUUACAACCCGGGAAGCGAUGCUGUGAUAUAUCCGGCACCGGCAUUGGUGGAGAAGGCGGAGAAUAACGAGCUUUACCCGAAAUUCGUAUUCGAGGACUAUAUGAAGCUUUAUGCAGGCCUCAAGUUCCAGGCGAAGGAGCCGAGGUUCGAAGCUUUUAAGAACAUGGAUAAGGCGGCUAAUCUUGGACCAAUUGCAACUGCUUAGAUUUUAAUUAUGUGCCUUUAUGGUGCAAAAUGUUUUAACUAGUGGAAGUCUAUUUAAGAGUGUUAUUAAAUUAUGAAUGGUGUGCGAAGAGCAUGUGUUUUGUGUGUGUGUGUGUGUUGAGAGGGUCCAAUGUUGGAGUGUGUUCUUCUUCUUCAUGUCGAUUGACAUGAACUUU
Striga asiatica is the source of this 1141-nucleotide messenger RNA. NCBI's taxonomy places the organism in Eukaryota, Viridiplantae, Streptophyta, Magnoliopsida, Lamiales, Orobanchaceae. The record is from the annotation of a GenBank genome assembly.